Cylicocyclus nassatus is the source of this 621-nucleotide messenger RNA. NCBI's taxonomy places the organism in Eukaryota, Metazoa, Nematoda, Chromadorea, Rhabditida, Strongylidae. The record is from the annotation of a GenBank genome assembly.
AUGCGCGCUGCUUCACAGCUUUGCGAAGGGAGGUCCGCAGAAAAAUUCAAGAAUACAGAAAUCGGAAUAUCAAGGACAUGUUGUAUAUCAGGAACCGCCUUGAGAGUAACAGGGAUAUCCGUUUGUUUCUUGCAUGAAGAAAUGGUUCAAAUAAGCGGAGUUUUGCUGCUCUCAUACAUGACUUUUUCUUGUGCGAAAAGCGGUGAAGAUCAGUACAAAUGUGAUUCUAAUCGUGGAUGGGAAACAUGGAGGAGUUCGAUUUUUGACAAGUUGAAAAAGAGUGUGGCUGUUCCCUUAGAUUACUCAUGCGGCAUGGAAUAUAAUGCGAUGGCUUUUGCAAAAAAUCGGGAGCAGUAUCUAGUUAACCGCUACGCUAGGAUUUCGUUCAUAUACGAUUUUAGCGGAGUAAUAGAAAAUCAGAGAGCGCAGCGUGCUGCCGAUGCGGUCGUUUACAUGGGACAAAGGCAACAUAUACUUUCGCAAGUAGGUGUUGUAGAACUUUUGGGCACUAUGCAGCGCCCUUUUCUUAGCCCAAGUCAUACUAGAGAGAUGAAAAACAGGAUAUCUCAUCUCAUUCAUCAAAAUUUUCACGGAUUACGGUCUACUAAAUGCGAGCCCUGA